This is a messenger RNA of Boleophthalmus pectinirostris (great blue-spotted mudskipper), 2515 nucleotides long. RefSeq names its product tescalcin b (gene tescb). Gene Ontology annotation, molecular function: calcium ion binding. The transcript is spliced from 8 exons. Lineage: Eukaryota; Metazoa; Chordata; Actinopteri; Gobiiformes; Gobiidae. Bases 156 to 806 code for a protein of 216 amino acids. The record is from RefSeq and is a predicted model, not a curated record.
UGCCAGGAGACCGAGGGAACACACGACAGCUCCCGCACAUUCCCUCAGGUGAAAUGCUUGGCGUACUCACUGAAAAAAACGCCCGCUUCUUCUGAUUCCAGGACUACGCAGCUUUUCCCUGGGAUUCCGCUGCGUCCUGAGACAUCACCCAGAGUAUGGGAGCCUUGCACUCCAUACCGGGGCAGCCGGAGUAUAGCGACCUGUCCGAGAAGACUGGAUUUUCAUUUGAACAGAUCGCUGUACUACACAAAAGAUUCAAGCAGCUGAGCCACAAUGAAGACACUCUCCGGAGAGAUGACUUCAGUGCUAUUCCUGAUCUGGCGUGCAACCCUAUUCGUUCACAGAUAAUAGAGGCCUUCUUUGACAGGAGAAACUUUCGUCAGAGUGAAGAAGGCACAGUGGAGGAGAUCGGUUUUGAGGAGUUUCUGGUGGUUAUGUCCCAUUUUAGGCCCCCACGCCACAGCAUGACAGAGGAGCAGCGUGAGAGCGUGAGGAAAGAGAAACUUCGAUUUUUAUUCAAUAUGCAUGACACUGACAACGAUGGAACAAUAACACUGCAGGAGUACAGACAUGUGGUGGAGGAGCUGUUGUCUCGCAGUGGGGCACUGGGAAAAGAAACCGCCAAAAGCAUUGCAGACGCAGCCAUGUUGGAAGUGGCCAGUAUAUCUGUGGGGCAUAUGGAACCAGAUGAAUUUUAUGAAGGCAUCACAUUUGAACAUUUCUUGAAGCUGCUGAGUGGCUUUGACAUUGAACACAAAAUGAGCAUCCGCUUUCAACACAUGGAUGCUAUAACACUGUGCAAGUGAGAGCUAUACAAGUAAUGCUGUGAGUUUUUCAUGUUUACUUGAGCUUAUGGAAACUUUAUUUCAUAAUCCCUUUUUGCUUGUAAUAAAUAUAUGCCUUAUUCUGUUGAAACUACUAUGCAAUCUAACUAAAACGAAAACACCUUUUAAUGUAAAGAUGUUUAAUGUAAGCCAGGGGUGUCAAACUCAAAGGGGCCGGAUCAGAAAACUCAUGUCAUAUAUACCCCAAAAAUAACAAUAACUUCAAAUAUUUGUGCAGAGAAACACAAAUCUAUUACAGAAAUCUUUUUUAAUUGAUGAACUCUUUCUUUUACAAAACAUUAUAAUUAUGAACAACCUGAAACUUUAGGAAAAAUGCAAUUUCAACACAAUGUUUUAACAUUAACUUGUAUGCAAAUAGGAAUAAGUCAGUUUUUCUUGGAAAAUCCUGCACUUGGCGUCCACUUUUCUCAUUUUUAACAUUUUGCUGAUGAGGUCAAAACGAUCAUCCUUUAAGAGCGUUUGGAAAAAGGCAAGUCUUCAUUUGUGCUGCUCUGGUGGGAGGGGCCACUAUGCUAAGCACCGCAGAAAAUUACCAAUAUUUUAAUAGAAACUAUAAUUUUAAUAUUUUAGUAGAAAAUCAGCCGAGGGCCAGAUUAAAGGUCUUGGAGGGCCGCAUCCGGCCCCCGGGCCUUAUGUUUGACACCUGUGAUGUAAGCAAUAAUAAGUGUGUAGAGAAUGUAUGCAUGUUAUUUAGAGCUGCCUUAAAUACUUAUGCCAUAAUAUAAAUAUAUAUUUGGGGAUAGAGGUGAAAUAUACUGCAUAUUCAAUCCAAAUGUACAUACUAUGAUUGUUGUCAUAACAGUCUAUAAGUAGAGUGCAUAACCUUUCUAUUUUUAAUCAAAACUCACUGAUUCAUUUCCCUGUAACAAUGAAAUGAAAAUCCUUAUUUAGAUCAUCUUAUUUAGCGACUUACAUCAUAGAUAAGGUCGAUUUGAAAAUGCAAAUUGUAUUUGUUUCUCAUAAACUCAACUAUUUAAACAGUAAUUCACCAGAAUAUUUAACAGCCCCCUAGUUUUUUCCAGAAUGUUCACUGUAGGGAGACUCUGACACCUCUAUUCUCAUAUAUUUUGUUUUAUGAACUCUUUACAAGCCAUAAGAAAACUUAAGAGUUAUAGUAUUUAACUAUUACUAACUUAAUAUGCUGAUACACGUUUAUGUGUUGCACAUUUUAAUAUGGUGUGCUAUGUUUUCUCAUUUUAUAAGAUUAUGAAUAGUAGAAAAAAGAAAGGAAAUUAAUAUUGACUUAUUUACUAAAAUACACCAGCAUGCAUUAACAUUGUACUCUAAUGCAAAUAACAUAGCUUAGUAUUAGUGAAUUCUAUAGAUUUAUCUAUUAAAUGAAAAAUGCCUACCUGUAGCAAUACAUUUAAAGACACCAGCUGCAUCCUGCACUUUAACUGUUGUGUAACAUUACUCCUAAUAGUUCUCUUUGCUUUAUACUGCCAUCUACCAUUAAAAAUAUGUACUGCAUGGUUCUGUAAUGACAUGACUAACGUUUCCAAACAUACUAUAUUAUAUAAUAUAUAAUAUCUUUGUAUUUAUAAGCAGGUGAGACAUCUGUGCAUUGACAUUGACUUGGUAUGUGUUUGCUCCAAAAUAAGAUGAAAUAAGAUCAACAUUAUUAAAGAAACAAGAAGAACUGUUUUCAAAUGUUUACUCAUUGAAUUAAC